GCGAACUGCUCUGCUGCAAAUCUUCUCUCAACUUUCUUCUUCACCUCACCGCUUCUGUGCCCUUCCCCUCUCUCUACCUUUAUCUCUCCUAUUUCUGUUUCCCCCUCAAUCAAGUUGACUGUAUGCCUAAUUGCAUAAAAAGAUACCAGUAUUGAUUUGACAAGCAAGAAAUGUCGGAUUUGGGGGAAGAAUUUAUCAUAGAAGGCUACAAAGUUGCGUGGCUGAUUUGGAUCCAACUUGUAGUCAUGUUUCUUCUCAUCAUUCUCCUCUUCUUUGGCUUCAGCGCAUUUACUUUUGAACCUUCCAGUUCCCCAACCGCUUCGCCGUCCACUGCCGCCGCCGCCGUACCGCCGCCUCAUCUCAAUAAUCCCAGUUCAUCCCGUAGGAGAGAUAAGGCAGAAGUUCAGAGGACUACAAGGGAUAGAGCAAGCAUUGCAGAAUUUACCAGAGAAGUCCAAAAUGGGGAGGAGUCUUCUUCUAAGGAUUCUUCGUUUCUCAGAAUCUUCAGAAAUCCUAACCACCCUUGCAACUAUUUUGACGUAGCAAAACGAGCAGUUCUCAAGUGUUUAGGCUUGGACUCUAGCUCCGAGCCCUCCAGGAGGAGCGAUCAGCAUGAUAAACAAGAGUAACGCAUGUACAUUUUUGGUGAUCAUCCAUAAUGGUGAUAAGAUUAGGAGCAGCACAUAGUUCAGUAGAGGCCCUCCCCACGAACUCGUGAUUAGACAGUGUAUAUAGGCAGCCUCAUUGUACUCAACUGCAACACAAUAUGGUAAUGCUAAACUCCAAUUCUUUUGCAUAUAAUUGAGCAGCAAAAGUCUUCGGUUUUGUUUUGUUGUGCUUGUUGCUGUUCCUUUUGUAGCUAUAGAUAACUACUCUUUUCUUUUC
Molecule: messenger RNA, 885 nt
Organism: Salvia hispanica
Lineage: Eukaryota; Viridiplantae; Streptophyta; Magnoliopsida; Lamiales; Lamiaceae
Source: RefSeq, a predicted model, not a curated record